UCUUAGUUACAGUCAUCUCUACUUUUGGCUCUCUGGUUUUAAAGAUGUAUAUACAAUUUCCAUUGACCAUGGGUAUGACAAACUAAAUUUUAUUCAUCAAUAACAUUUCCCAACUUAUUAUUGUUCCCUUCCCCAAUUCAAGGAAAAAAAACAGAGAAGAGAAACGAAUUAUUCCCAUGGCUUCCUCCAUUACCAAACCCAAAAUAUUCUCCUCCUUGUUCGUGAUCUCCCCAUCAUCUACUUCACAACCAUCAAAAUCAAAAAACUCUCUCUCUUUCCUCGACAACGCCUCCAAUUCAAGACCCAUAGGAACUCUGAUCUCACGCAAUAACCAUGUCUCCCAACGAAGUUGCCCAAUCAAGAGCGUCCUCGAAGCGGCAACGGCAACGGCAACGGAAAUCGACAAGAAGCCUCAAAACGACACCGCCUCGGAGUUCCCGAGGCCGAGGAUCUUGGUCUCCGAGAAGCUCGGAGAGGCCGGCCUGGAAGUUCUGCGCGGGUUCGGCGACGUGGAGUGCGCGUACGAGCUGUCGUCGGACGAGCUGUGCGCGAAGAUCUCGGUGUGCGACGCGCUGAUCGUGCGGAGCGGGACGAAGGUGAGCCGCGGGGUGUUCGAGGCGGCGAAGGGAAAGCUGAAGGUCGUUGGAAGGGCCGGCGUCGGCAUCGACAAUGUGGAUCUGGCCGCCGCCACCGAGUUCGGCUGUUUGGUCGUUAACGCUCCGACCGCUAACACCGUCGCCGCCGCCGAGCAUGGGAUCGCGCUGCUUGCUGCCAUGGCAAGGAACGUUGCGCAGGCAGAUGCCUCCAUCAAAGCUGGAAUUAGACGUAGGGUCCGCAAGAUGCGAUCCAGACUAUCAGGAAAAUGGCAAAGAAACAAGUAUGUUGGUGUGUCCUUAGUUGGAAAGACGUUAGCAGUCAUGGGGUUUGGAAAAGUGGGAUCGGAAGUAGCCAGGCGCGCCAAGGGGCUUGGAAUGCACGUAAUUGCGCAUGACCCCUAUGCGGCUGCGGACAGAGCGCGUGGCGUCGGGGUGGAAUUGGUGCCGUUUGAGCAGGCCAUUGCCACGGCUGACUUCAUAUCUCUGCACAUGCCGCUCACUCCCGCGACGUCAAAGCUCUUCAAUGAUGAGACGUUUGCAAAGAUGAAAAAGGGUGUUCGCAUUGUUAAUGUUGCUAGGGGUGGCGUUAUUGAUGAAGAUGCUUUGGUUAGGGCCCUUGAUACCGGAGUUGUUGCUCAGGCAGCACUUGAUGUAUUCACAGAGGAGCCUCCACCUAAAGACAGCAAGCUAGUGCAACAUGAGAAUGUCAUUGUCACUCCUCAUCUUGGAGCUAGCACAAAAGAAGCACAGGAAGGCGUAGCCAUUGAAAUAGCUGAAGCUGUAGUUGGAGCUCUAAAAGGUGAACUUUCUGCCACUGCAGUCAACGCACCGAUGGUCCCACCUGAGGUUCUGUCCGAGUUAGCUCCAUAUGUAACUCUAGCAGAGAAGCUAGGUAAGUUAGGAGUGCAAUUGGUAGCUGGAGGAAGCGGAAUCAAAUCCGUGAAGGUUGUCUACAAAACAGCCCGAGACCCGGAUGACUUAGACACCAGGCUUCUCCGCGCCAUGAUCACCAAGGGUAUUAUCGAGCCCAUUUCUGCCUCAAUCAUCAAUUUGGUCAAUGCAGAUUUCACCGCCAAGCAAAAAGGACUCCGCAUAAGCGAAGAGCGGGUGGUGGUCGACGCGUCACCGGAGUUCCCCGUCGACUCGAUUGAGGUACAAAUCUCAGGCGUCGAGUCUAAAUUCGCAAGCUCGGUUUCGGAGACCGGAGACAUAAGCAUUGAAGGGAAGGUCAAAUAUGGUGUGCCUUACUUGAGAUGUGUGGGAGGUUUUAGCGUUGAUGUGAGCCUUGAAGGGAAUCUCAUAUUGUGCAGACAAGUGGACCAACCGGGCAUGAUUGGCCGAGUUGGCAACAUUCUUGGGGAGCAGAAUGUGAAUGUGAGCUUCAUGAGUGUGGGAAGAACUGCGCAGAGGAAAAAGGCAAUUAUGGCAAUUGGUGUGGAUGAGGAGCCAAACAAGGAAACCUUAACCAAAAUAGGACAAGUUCCCGCUAUUGAAGAGUUUGUCUUCCUUAAGCUAUAGAGGAUUAAUUAAAACUAAAAAAAUGUUGAAAGGUUUAAGGAUGUCACAUAUAUAAAACUUUAAAAAAAAAAAAAAAAAUUGUUGGAUUUAGUUCCAAUGAAUAAAGCGGUAACUAGAACCGUCCGUGUCAUGGCUUUGUAUGCCAAAGUAAGGCAAAGGGUACGUGACAUAUUUUUGUUUGUUCAAGUGUUCCAUGUAUUUGUACGAGUGAUUUUACUAUUCCCCAAUGGAUGGGAGGCUUUGUGGCUUGGAGUUAUCCAAGUGAAAUCAGUUGAAUUGUAAGCAUUUGGUUUAAGUUUUUCUUUA
Molecule: messenger RNA, 2420 nt
Organism: Morus notabilis
Lineage: Eukaryota; Viridiplantae; Streptophyta; Magnoliopsida; Rosales; Moraceae
Product: D-3-phosphoglycerate dehydrogenase 3, chloroplastic
Exons: 6
Coding region: 177-2114 (645 amino acids)
Biological process (GO): L-serine biosynthetic process
Molecular function (GO): NAD binding; phosphoglycerate dehydrogenase activity
Source: RefSeq, a predicted model, not a curated record